Molecule: messenger RNA, 816 nt
Organism: Papaver somniferum (opium poppy)
Lineage: Eukaryota; Viridiplantae; Streptophyta; Magnoliopsida; Ranunculales; Papaveraceae
Exons: 1
Coding region: 113-676 (187 amino acids)
Source: RefSeq, a predicted model, not a curated record
AAACCUUCAACAAACGUUCCUAUCCCUCUUUCCGUGGAUAUAUUUUCUUCUAAGUUCAUCUUUAUAAUCUCAAUCAAAUCGUUCAGUUCACUAAUCAACAACUUCAAAAAAUAUGGAAAAAUUUAACAACAAAGGCCUAAGAGGGCGUCGUAUAUGGGAUGCAAAUAGUUCACUCUACGAUACAUUCGAGCUCAACUCCUUCAGACGUCAACUUGAUGCAGCCAUUAUCUCUUCUGCCAGGUCGCAAUCCAUGCCUCAUUUAUCCGCCGUCCACCGUCGCCCGCUUCCACAACAGCAAGAAGCAAAGUCCACUACAACAACAACAGCAGUUUCGAAAAAAUCUAAAAUUUUCCGAUCUCUAAACAAAUUUCUCAGAUCAUUUUUGAGGCACAAGGCUAAUUCAAAUAAAGUGAAUAAAUUCGACGCGGCCGCUGAAUGUGCUGAUCAAUUCGGUGAGCAGUUAUCAACGAUCCAUGAGUAUCCAGAGUGGGGUUAUGAUAAAGGAUUUCCGUUUGAAGAAUUUGAUGAUGAUUCCAACUUUAAAAUCGCAAAGAAAGUUUCCGAUGAUUCGAUUAUCUUCAACAAGUCCAAGUUUGACGAAGACUUUAUAAUUGUGAAGAAAUUACCGUCUGAUCGGCUUACGUCCACAAAUUCAAUUGGCAUUUCCUUGAUGUAGACUUGUAGGCGAUAACGUGAGUGAUUAAUUUUCAAUUAUACAGUGUGUAUGUUGUUAGUAUAUUAUUUCAAUAUUUUUCUUUGAUGUAUGUAGUAUAUGUUCAGUUGUAAAAUUAAUACAGGCGAUAGCUUUAACUAUUC